UUUACAGUCUGGUUUAUCGGCACUGUACUCGAAUUUGAAUUUUGUCAAAUUUUUUUUCUCCAACUCCUUUGCGUCACCACUCGGUAAAUAUUAUCGUAGAACUUUAAUAGCACCUAGACAUUGUACCAAAAAACCAACACUUGCGGUGGACUGGUAUAGAACGAAAAGAAGGGUAAGACGGGUCGACGUAUAACGAAUAAGCGUUAAGAUAUCGAUAACUUCAUUGUUAUCACGUGUCUAGUCACAAUCUUACAGAAUAUCAUAAUCGACAUACGUACAUGCGAUAGGUAGAAUUGAAGAACGAAAAAAGGUUUUAAAAAGCAGAAAACGAGUAAUGACAUCUCCUAAUAAUAUAAUAGCAAUUUGUUUAAAAAUGAUAGUGAAGGCUUUCAUGCGUCCCCACAGUACGUGACAAUCAUUGGAUUCCGUAUUCCACGAUUUUUUUUUUUUUUUUUUUUUUAUAUUUUUUUUUUUAUCAGAAAUAUUAUUUUUUAAUCAAAAUUUUUUUUGUCUCGUCAUGAACAAUCGAUAUCAGCAUUUUCUUGAGUCCCCAGCGGAAUAGCUCGAAGAUAUAAAUCAGAAUGCAGCGAACAUUCAUUUACAAUUAUGUUGUUUAUAUUAGACAUAAAUCAUUAUAAUAAUAACACCAGCACACAAAAAUGUUUUAUGUACCACUAAUGAACCACUUGUUUGAAAUUGCGACACGAGCGAUAAAAUACGUUUGAUAGGAUUAAAAUAAGCUCAAGGAAAAAAGAGUGGAAUAAUGGAAAAAAAGAUAUUAUCUUGCAGUAGCAGAAAAAAAACGAUCUCAUAGAAGCAACAUACAGAAUAUUCCAUAUUUCAAUUUUAUCAAUAAUGAUAUUUUCUCCAUUUUUAGCGGGAAACUUCGAGCAUAUAUUUGUACAAAUUUUCUCUACCGUAAACAGUAAUAGUUAAAUUCCGUCGCCUGCGCAGCCAUCUCUAUAGCGGGCGCAUGCUAUAAAAUGCACCAUGGCUCAAAAAAAUGUUCAGUUAUCGCAACACCUACACGAUGUUCCACAACGUUUCGGUUUUUGUGCUGUUGGCGCUCACACUAGUGCUCAACUCCAAUGCUUAUGUUCCGAUAACAACGAUCGAUAGUGCUUGUUUCGAAGAAGCUGGAAUCAGUGAAAAUGAGUACAGGGAGCGAAUCCCCGCUAUAAAAGCUGACGUAAAUUCCAUAAGUGGCAAGGAAUCGUGUUAUUUCUUAUGCAUUGGGAAGAAAGCAAAGGAAGUAUUUAAUAAUGGAACCCUUGAUGUCGACGGCAUGCGGAGCCGUAUACCGGAAAUGCCGGACGAGCAAUAUCAGAUUUUGAAAAACUGCGUCAACCAAAGGGAAGUCAACCCCUGCCAAGCGACGAAGAACAGUAUUUUGUGCGUGAAACAAGUGAUGCCGAAGAUAAGAGCGAAGAUGGCAGAAGCUUCGUGAAUAUGGUUUGGUUGCACAGGUGGGUCGACCCAAGGACUUUCCGAAGAGAAAACGUAAUAUUCCGAAUUCUUUGUUUUCCAUCCCACUAAUGCGGUGGUCGGAUCUUCAUCUAUUAUCAAUUUACGCUUCGGAGUGAAUUUUGAUCCACGCUUAAUUGAAGAAAAAUGUAUAGUAAAA
Molecule: messenger RNA, 1624 nt
Organism: Venturia canescens
Lineage: Eukaryota; Metazoa; Arthropoda; Insecta; Hymenoptera; Ichneumonidae
Exons: 5
Coding region: 1004-1447 (147 amino acids)
Molecular function (GO): odorant binding
Source: RefSeq, a predicted model, not a curated record